AGCUACACCCAACUUCAAUACAAAACCAAAACAGUAAAGCUAACUUCAACACCUUUAAUUUUCUAAAAGUAAUUCAGCGGCUGAAUACCAAGCGGAGAAGAUGAGUCAGGAGCAGCCACGGCGUCCCAAAGGCCAAAACCCCAUCAAAUACGGCGACGUUUUUGUCGUCUCCGGCGACCUUGCACAGAAGCCCGUCGCACCGGAAGAUGCUGCCAUGAUGCAAAGCGCGGAAGCUCGAGUGCUCGGACAAACCCAACCCGGCGGAGCAGCUUCCGUCAUGCAAUCUGCCGCCACCAGGAAUGAACAGGCUGGCCUUGUCGGUCACCGGGACGUCACCGACGUUACCGGCGACCGUGGCGUCACAGUCACAGAAACUAAAGUCCCUGGAAGACGCAUUAUAACCGAGGCUGUUGGUGGCCAGGUUGUGGAGCAGUAUGUGGAGGCAACUCCGGUUGAGGCAGGGCGAAGCAGUGCAAUUAAGGAGAAUGCCAUAACAAUAGGAGAGGCAUUGGAGGCGACGGCACAGACUGUGGGUCAGAAAGCGGUGGAUCAGAGUGACGCCUCCGCGAUUCAGGCGGCGGAGGUGAGAGCAACGGGAAGUAACGUUAUAACGCCGGGUGGACUUGCGGCUAUGGCUCAAUCAGCUGCUGCUUAUAAUGCUGACUGCAAGCUUGACCAGGACAAGGUCAAGCUCGCCGACGUUUUGGCCGGAGCCACCGCCAAGUUGCCCGCGGACAAGGCCGCCACACUGCAAGAUGCUGAAGGUGUAGCGUGUGCUGAGGUGAGGAACAACCCUGAUGCCACCGCCACUCCCGGUGGCGUAGCCGCUUCUGUUGCGGCUGCUGCUAGGCUCAAUGAAAAUGUUAAGUAACGAGUCAUGUUAUGUGUCUUGAUAAUCAUACUUUUGUUUCAUGAUGUGUGGUGUUGAUGUGUUAUAGUCUAUAGUGUAUUAAUAAGUGUAAGUGGUGCAACAUCUUGUUUUUCUUUCUUGUACUCUUUGUGAGUUAUAUUAAUUACUGGUUUUAAGGACUCUACUUAAGGUGAUGUAUGUAUACUAUGCGCUAUAUGCAUUUCUGUGGUUAUCAGUUAAUAAUAUGUGCUCCAAUCUUGUAA
Molecule: messenger RNA, 1113 nt
Organism: Glycine soja
Lineage: Eukaryota; Viridiplantae; Streptophyta; Magnoliopsida; Fabales; Fabaceae
Product: late embryogenesis abundant protein D-34-like
Exons: 2
Coding region: 101-871 (256 amino acids)
Source: RefSeq, a predicted model, not a curated record